ACUGUCAUUCCAGGGCAAAAGUGAUUAACGUUUUGUUGUUUUCUCGCAAUCUAUCCUUGAUUGUGUUGUCGGUCCUAGUCUUGUUCGGAAUACUUUUUCUCAAUCAGUUUUUUGCAAUUUUUCGCGGUUAGUCGGAAGCAAAUCAGUGAGAAUCCUGUGCGCAAUUGAUCGGCACAAUGUCCUCAAGCGAUGGGUCCUUGCAGGGGAUACAUUUUCUCGAUCUCCCGGAUUGUAUGAUCGAGCAAGUUUUCGAGUAUCUCAGCUACGACGAAAUUGCCAAGAAGCGAAAUGUAUGCAAAAAGAUCGAUCGCGUUUGUCAAUCGCUGUUAAACCGAGGUUUCAUGAAAAUGAUCAAAAGGCAUAACGCCAACCUGAAAGCGAUUAAAUCGCAACUUCCAAGGCGGGAAUCCGAGCGCAGGAAUCAUCCCCUUGCCAAGCACUCGGACAUCUUAACUUGCAUCGAGACCCGCAUUUCGAUGCUGUCGAUGACCUACUCGAAGUACAUCGAAAAGGAUUUGUGCUGUUUCAUUCCUGGGAAGGUGAUUGACGAGGUGUUCAAUAUCCUAAAGUUGAUUGAAAGUACCUCAAAGCCUUUGAGGGCCCAUGAAGUGCUACAGGAGCUGAGGGACAUUUCAUCGAUGGCCAUUGAACACUUUGACGAGAACAUUGCACAUAGACUGAAACGUAUAAUGGGGGUGCACCAUCCUGGCGGAAGUCAUUUGCCGUUUGCGACUCCUGGCUUUAUCCAAAACGAGGUUGUGCUUCCCUGUGAUGUAAAUGGGGAGAAAUUGAUCCUCCCCACACUAACUCCGAUUUCACCACACAAGGCUUCUCCACAGCAGCUUUAUUGUCACCAAAGUUCCUCUUCGGCUUGCAGUGCAAGUCGCAUUAAUAACGCAUCGAUUGCCAGAAUUACCAACAAAUCUCGCAAGAUGAGACUCACCAUCAAUAAGUUGGUGGCAGCAAUGCAAGGCUCAAAGAAUGUAAUGAAACAGAUGCGCACUCAAAUCAUGCGCAAUUCUGUGGAAAUUAAAGAUCUCCGCCGUCGUUUGGAAGAAUCCGAAACGAAAAACUGCGAACUGUUAGCCAAUAUUAACCAGUUAGCUUUCGGUGUACCCUCGAGCUCGGAAUUGGCUUCUGGGGCAGCCGAAACAGCACCCAAAGCCAGCCGAGCGGCCGUUGUCCGUAAUAUUAAGCCCCGAUCGGCGACCAUUAUAUUGAAACGAGUUCUGGCCAAUACGGAAAGCCUCGGUGUCUCAUCGAUGGGUAGUCAACAGGAUUACGAUGACGCAAUGCCGGGAAGCUCUAAGCGUACCAAACAUAGCCAAGAUUAACCUAAAUGCUGUGCAAACAUUUCUCUCUAUAAGCUAUCAUAAUCAGCAAAUUUGAGAUACUUAACACACACGAGGAACUCAUUUUAUUUUUCGUUGCGCCGUUUCCAUUUCUGUGUUAAAAGGGCUGCUCACCAACCACGUACAAUAAUUCUCAAGUUUGCAAUGUUCCUCCCUCUUGUAGUGUGUUUGUCUUGGGAGGACAUUGAUCAAACUCUAUUCGAAAUCCUACGUGGUAAAAAAGUGGCUUGUUCCUGUCGAAUGAAAUUCUUCGUUUAACCUUUCUGUAUACGCGCCAAACUGUGCAGUAAAAGCUGGCAGAGAACGUUAAACAACUAGAAAUUUAGCAAUUUGAAAAUAUAUAUUCAAAUACGAUUAGAUUAAGGCAAGAUAAACAUAAUUAAUGUAGUAGAUUAAGAACUGCUUAUAGACUAUUCAUUAAUCCGAGAAACUCAACCCAAUAAUAUUAAUAAUCUACGACCUAUCUAUAAUUGCUACAGCAGUAACUGAGUGCGCACUCAUUUCUGUGAAUUUCAAUUAUUUUUCUUUCUUCACCAUGCUGGAUGUUGUAUCCCCGAGUAGCAUAGCAUAACGAAAAAUAACAAUAAAAUAAUCUCAGUAGAAA
Molecule: messenger RNA, 1956 nt
Organism: Aedes aegypti (yellow fever mosquito)
Lineage: Eukaryota; Metazoa; Arthropoda; Insecta; Diptera; Culicidae
Gene: pall
Product: F-box only protein 28
Exons: 2
Coding region: 177-1334 (385 amino acids)
Biological process (GO): protein polyubiquitination
Molecular function (GO): protein binding
Source: RefSeq, a predicted model, not a curated record